Messenger RNA from Pocillopora damicornis (cauliflower coral), 1890 nucleotides. RefSeq names its product clathrin heavy chain linker domain-containing protein 1. Lineage: Eukaryota; Metazoa; Cnidaria; Anthozoa; Scleractinia; Pocilloporidae. The record is from RefSeq and is a predicted model, not a curated record.
AUGGCGGUAUAUUCAAAUCAGCUGAAUCAAACACAGGACCUCCUUAGUCAGGAAUUGUCGAAACUGGAAAACUGUGGAGAAUCGACAAGGCAGGACCGCUACUCCCUACAUAAAGUUUACUUUGAGAGUUUGAUUGACCAGCACUCAACAUACAGGGAUCUGCUUUCCAGGAUAAAGGCAGAGUAUGAACAUUGUAUAGCUGCAUUAGAGAGAGGUCAGAGAGAGGCAGUGUAUCUGUCAGAAAAGUUAGCGGCAACUUUAAUGGAACAUCAAACAUUUAGGAACAUCAAGGCCCGUGCAGAUGAGUUAGAAUUGAAGGUUACAUUGCUUAGAAUUCAUAAUCAGAGAUUGUCAUCCAGACAGAUCAGAUCAUCCGACCAUCAUUCAUCCAGACAGAACAGAUCAUCCAACCAACGUUAUUCAUCCAGCCUUAUCUCCCCAGGUUCUCUUUCAAGUUGGGAUCACUCGCACACACCACGUUCGCGCUUUUUUCCAAGUCUGACAGUGGAAAAGUUGACAGAUACAGCAUUUCUGACCAAAAAGUUGGCUGACUUGAAAUCGCAAGUUGCGGUGGCGAAGCUCGAAAACGAUACCAAAUUUGUCCCCAAAGUGAUGAAAGGUCAACUUUUCAAUCGUCUCCGCGAAAAAGAGGAAAUCAAAGAUGCCCUUUUGGAAAGACGCGAUGAGCUGAAGAAGAACAUAAUUUCGGUGAAAUUUCGUCUCGCUGUCAGGAGAAAAGGAACCAAAACCACUAAGGCAGGUAAUCAAAGAUCAUCUUAUUUUCGUCAACUUUGCUUAGCGCUGAAGGAGACCCACAGAACAAUGGAGGAAGCAGUUAAGAAGUGUGAGGAGGAGGCGAGAGAAGAAACAAAUGAUAAACAGCAUGUUGAUAAUCCCUCAGAAGGAGUCAGUAGUUUAUCAUUGCGCGUCGAAGGAGAAGAUGACGACCCGACCAAGGACCAAGAAGCAGAGUUCGUACUCGAAUACAUUGAGAACUUUUUCGAGGUUUAUGAGGCGGGAAAAAUAGAGGAUGCUGUCAUGUUGGCUGCACAUUCCCCCAAGGGUGUUUUAAGGUCGAUGGAGACUCUUGCAAAGUUUGAAGAAUACGAUGCAACUCAUACAGGCAGUUCAGUUUUGAUGUCCUACUGGGAAGCUCUUCUUCCAACAGUUAGCACUGGCUGUAAAAAACCAUCUCAGUGGGAAACUUUGGAGUGUGUCAGAUGUGUCUUAGCGAGAGGGAGAACUGAUCUCCUUACUCACUGGAUUGCACAGAAUCAGUUAACUCUCUCUGAAGAGACUGGAAGACUGAUAUCUGAAGCUUGCAGAUGCCCGAACAGUUGUACCUGUGGAUUAACUGGACUUGCUGAAGCUGUGUUCGAAAAUGUUGGUGCUCAUAAAGAGGUCUUGGGUUCUUUGCUCAAGCAAGGACGAUUCCACAAAGCCGUCAACUACUUAGGAGAUAACGAGAACUUAGCUCGGACAGAUUUUAUAGACGCCCUCCAGAAACUGCCACUUACGGACGCCAUGCUAUCUUUCUUGUGCGGUGAUAGCAAUGAAAACUGCCUGUUUUCCAUCAAUGAGGCUGCUGAUCUUUUGGCACAUGUGCUUGUGAACUCAUCCCUCCGUCAUGCUGCCAAUAGAGAGCACGGAGAAGGAAUUGUUCUUUAAGACUAACGUAAAGGACACAAAAAAUUUUUAAAGUAGAUAAUUCAUUAGCAAAUUUCGUCAACGCAUCGGAGAUUAUUUUGCGGAUUACAAACAGUAACUCUGGAACGUUUCUAGUGGUUCUCCCCAGUUUGAAGUGAUCAUUCUUCAUUCGUUUUCAAAUCACACUUUUGCUUCACGAUCCCAUGAAAAUCGUCGAACACUCAAUAAUGUACCCACCGCGUU